Clavispora lusitaniae ATCC 42720 is the source of this 939-nucleotide messenger RNA. RefSeq names its product SDR family NAD(P)-dependent oxidoreductase (gene DHG2). The record is from RefSeq and is a predicted model, not a curated record. Gene Ontology annotation, molecular function: oxidoreductase activity, acting on the CH-OH group of donors, NAD or NADP as acceptor. Lineage: Eukaryota; Fungi; Ascomycota; Pichiomycetes; Serinales; Metschnikowiaceae.
AUGCCACAUUAUCAGAGUAGGCACAUAUAUAUAGGGCCCACGUCGCGCCGCAUCAAUGAUGAUGCGGGGCCGGGGGCGUGCGCAGCCCGAAAUGCGGGGCACCGCGUCUAUAUAUUGCAUUCUUUAAGAAUACCCCAAGCUAAAAAAAAAUCAUCACGAAAAUUUUCAAUGGCGCAGCUUCUAGCAGGAAAGGUCGUGGCCAUAACAGGCGGUGUUACCGGAAUAGGUAGAGCCAUAGCCGUGGAAAUGGCUGCCAACGGCGCAAAAAUCGCCGUCAACCACCUUGAUUCGCCAGCCCAGGCCAAACUUGCUUCUGAACUAGCAUCGGAGAUCGGUGAGGCGAACUUCCUCGCUGUUCCAGGCGACAUUUCGAAGCCGGAAACGUCGCAGAACUUAGUGAAACAGACGGUGUCGAAGUUUGGCGAGUUGAACGUGUUUGUGUCCAACGCAGGCAUCUGUGAUUUCGCCGAGUUCACGGAAAUGGCGCCAGAAACGUACUUGCGUACAGUGGACAUCAACUUGAACGGCUCGUUUUUCGCCAUCCAGGCGGCUGCCAGACAAAUGAAGGCGCAAGGCAAAGGUGGAAGCAUCAUUGGCGUUCUGUCGAUCUCGGCUUUAGUUGGAGGCGCUUUCCAAACACACUACACACCUACAAAGGCGGGUAUUUUGUCGUUGAUCCAGCUGACAGCAUGUGCUCUUGGCCAAUACGGCAUCAGAUGCAACGCCUUGCUUCCAGGAACAAUCCAAACCGCUUUGAACGAGGAGGAUUUGAAGGACGCUGAAAAAAGAAAGUACAUGGAGGGCCGUAUUCCAUUGCAGAGACUCGGGAAGCCGGAGGAUCUCGCAGGGCCAGCCGUUUUCUUGGCGAGCGACAUGGCCAAGUAUGUCAAUGGUGCACAGCUACUUGUUGACGGCGGAGCCUUUGUUAAUUUCCAGUAA